CUUAAAGGGGAAAAAUGUGAAGAACGGAAAUCCGUUUAGUGAUUCAGCCAGCUUGACUAGCUCUGAAGAGUGCCGUUUCUCCUGCAUCGACCUUGGCUAGCAAAGGAUGGCAGGGAAGGCGUGGAGGUCAGCGGUGUCAGCGGCAGUUGGAGCUUUGAAAAAAGAGACUCCACAUCGCAGGAUGUUUGCACGUCGGAUUCAAACUGUAACAUUAAUCCCAGGUGAUGGAAUUGGUCCUGAGAUCUCCUCUGCUGUUAUGAAGAUAUUGGAAGCAGCCCAGGCCCCUGUCAGGUGGGAAGAAAGAAAUGUUACAGCUAUCCAAGGGCCUGGUGGCAAGUGGAUGAUUCCUCCUGAUGCAAAAGAAUCAAUGGACAAGAACAAAAUUGGCCUUAAAGGACCUUUGAAGACGCCCAUAGCUGCUGGCCAUCCAUCUAUGAACCUGCUGCUGAGAAAAACCUUUGACCUCUACGCCAAUGUGCGCCCAUGUGUGUCUAUUGCGGGCUACCAGACCCCCUACACUGAUGUGGACCUGGUUACCAUCAGGGAGAACACUGAGGGAGAGUACAGUGGGAUUGAACAUGUGAUUGUUGAUGGUGUAGUUCAGAGUAUCAAGCUUAUUACAGAGCAAGCCAGCCAACGCAUUGCAGAGUAUGCUUUUGAAUAUGCAAGAAAUAAUGAGAGGGCCAGUGUUACUGCUGUUCACAAGGCCAAUAUUAUGCGCAUGUCAGAUGGGCUUUUCCUUCGUAAAUGCAGAGAAGCUGCUGAAAAACACAAAGAUAUAAGAUUUACUGAGAUGUACUUGGAUACAGUUUGUCUUAAUAUGGUGCAGGAUCCCACACAGUUUGAUGUGUUAGUGAUGCCAAAUUUGUAUGGAGACAUUUUGAGUGAUCUUUGCGCUGGACUUAUUGGAGGUCUCGGAGUGACACCUAGUGGAAACAUUGGGACCAAUGGUGUUGCUAUAUUUGAGUCGGUUCAUGGAACUGCACCAGAUAUUGCAGGAAAAGACAUGGCCAACCCCACCGCCCUGCUGCUCAGUGCAGUCAUGAUGCUGCGGCACAUGGGUUUGCACAGCCAUGCCAAGAAGAUUGAAAUUGGUUGCUUUGACACCAUACGAGACAAAAGGGUUCUAACUAAAGAUCUGGGAGGAAACUCAAAGUGCUCAGAGUUCACUGAAGCAAUAUGUCAAAGAGUGCGGGACAUGGACUAACAAGAUGCCAGAGCUAGGUGUUAGGGUUUUGAUCUCUUGAUUCCAUCGUGUUAUAUUGGGUCUGCACAUUUUAAAACAAAAUAAGUAUUUCAAAAAGACUCAGGAAUUCAAGAUCCUGAAUGUUUUGUCUUCUUUCUGGACACUCCAAAGCACUAUCGUACAAUUAUGGACCUAAGUCUAUUGCAGAAGAGAUGUGCAUUUUAUUCUUAUAAUGUCUGUGUUUGAUAUUGUUUAUUUAUUGGCUGAAUUAAGCCUCUCGUCUUAUUUAUUUGGCAUUGUGAUUGUAACAUUAAAUGCACAUUCCAUUAACCACCACAAGCACCAGCUGUCAAAAAGUCUUAGUUUUUGUGAAUUAAAAAAUGUCCCUAGGGCUUGAAUCUCAAACUGACAUUGCAUGAAAGUUGCAGAUGUUACUUGUUUGUUUCAUGUCUUACUGUUUAACGUGCAGAUAUGUAUGUAUACUGAAAAGAAAAAAUAUAAAUACAGUGA
Messenger RNA from Cheilinus undulatus (humphead wrasse), 1696 nucleotides. RefSeq names its product isocitrate dehydrogenase [NAD] subunit alpha, mitochondrial-like. Gene Ontology annotation, cellular component: mitochondrion. Bases 107 to 1207 code for a protein of 366 amino acids. Gene Ontology annotation, biological process: tricarboxylic acid cycle; isocitrate metabolic process. Gene Ontology annotation, molecular function: NAD binding; isocitrate dehydrogenase (NAD+) activity; magnesium ion binding. Lineage: Eukaryota; Metazoa; Chordata; Actinopteri; Labriformes; Labridae. The record is from RefSeq and is a predicted model, not a curated record. The transcript is spliced from 11 exons.